CUCUGAGAAGGCUGCCGAGGCUAAGGGUGACUGGUCCUUGGCUCAGGUCGGUGCAGUUGUCUUUCGGCGCAGGGGCUUUAUCUGGCUGCGCGCGGGUGUUUUACGGUAAAACUCGGCCAGAAUUCGGGGGCUGUCGGUGUGCUGCUGGGUCUUAUGGGAGAGACUUGGCAGACGUAGGCGCGCAGGUUCCUCUGUUUCGGGCGUUAAGAAUGGGGAACAGUACAUCUGCUACAACAAACUUAUCUAAUGUUGCCACUGCUAACCAAAUACAGGAAGCUAUCUUGGACAACUGUGUAGUGAUCUUCUCAAAGACAACUUGUUCCUAUUGCAACAUGGCAAAAAAAUUAUUUCGGGAUAUGAAUGUAAACUACAAAGCCAUAGAGCUAGACACGUAUGAAAACGGAAAACAAUUUCAAGAUGUUCUUCAUCGAAUGACUGGUGGCAGGACAGUUCCCCGAAUAUUUAUCAAUGGAACUUUUGUUGGAGGGGCUACAGAUACUCAGAGACUCCACCAGGAGGGCAAGCUGCUUCCUUUAGUGUCCCAGUGUCAAGUGCAAAGAUCAAGAAACUUAGAACAACCGUGUAGCUUUCCUUAACCUUGUUCUUGAUCACUUAGCAUUUAGUCACAUUUUUUUUAAACACCAAGGAUAUGUGCCUAACAAGUAGAUAAGAGUUUUGGCAACUUGAGAAAACCAGGUAAUGAGUGGUUUAGAACAUCUUUCUUCCAAUCUUCAAGUUGUCCUAUAAUUACAGGUUCCAUUUUGAUAUUUCACCUCAGCUCUUCACAUGGUGCUAGCAUUUUAUGUAGCGUCAAACUGUCUUAAGAGAAUACGUCUUUAAAAAGCAGUAUUUGCUAAAUGAACAUGAAGCUGAUGUGUAUGUGAGGCUUUGGUAGAUUAUAAUUGUGGCCAAAUUAGUUCUUAAGAGUGUUUGCUGGGGGAGUAAACCUACUGCCAGUAACAAGAUAAAACUACGCCAGAGUAAACACUGCUUACAUGAGUUACCACAAAGUCUCAUUCCAAUAGGACACUGAUGCAACAAGGACAACAGUAAAUCUGAUAUUUCCCUUGCCCACUCAAGCCAUGAAGUAGUAGGAAAAGAGAUCAAGAGUGCAUGAAAAUAAGGUUAUUUCUAAUAUAUCCCAUUUACAAGGCUUCUUUCUGCUUUGUGCUAGACUCACAGAACUGAGCAGAGUUUUCCUUGUGCAAACAUCAGGGUGUUUCAGUGCCACCCCCAUACACAGUUCAGAAAGUCACUCCUGAAGGUCAAGUGACCCUUCAGGGCAGCAUUCUAUAAGACACAAAGGGCUGUAGCUGAAAGGAAAAAUGGAUUGCCAUUCUUGGCAGAGGGCAGCUGUGUCUUUUUGGAACUCAGCCUCAGAUUCUAAUUCAGGAGGCUGUUUUCAUAAUGAAGCAAAAGGGUGGGGGAGUCUCACAAAGGCCCUGUGAGAAUGCUGUGAAGAAAAUUAAUGUAGGAAGAGUAUCUGCUGCAUGUCAGUUCCCAGCGUUUCAGCUAGAGCUUAGAAGUAAUGGUAGGUCCAGAAUAUUGCAUCCCCUCGUUAAGAAUGAACAAGCCCCUGGUUGCUAUAGCCAGCCAGCUGGAGGGCAGUGCUAGAUCAUAUUUUGAGAAAUGUGUUUUUCAAAAUCCAAAUGGGGUGCUUACCAGGAAGAACUGGUGGGUUAUAGGGCAACAAGUGCCCCUACUUUGGAGCAAUGCUGCGUUUGAAGAAUGGUUGAGGACAAAAAUAAAAAUGACCUGGGAAAUGUACUUUUGCCUGAUAGAAUUCUUAGGCAGAAGAAGCGUUAAGCACCCCUCUUGCCUGCAAAAUAUCCUCUCCCCCCUCCCUUAGCAUCAUGCAAAUAAGAGGGUAGGGGAAGCCCUCCUUUCCUGUAGUCAUAGAGAAUGGCAAAGUACAAUUCUGUUUUAAGUGUAAUGAAUCACAGUUUGUAAACUUUUAUCUGUUGUCUUGCAAAUACAUUCGUGGAACUAUAGGCAAGCCAGUUA
Molecule: messenger RNA, 2004 nt
Organism: Gekko japonicus
Lineage: Eukaryota; Metazoa; Chordata; Lepidosauria; Squamata; Gekkonidae
Gene: GLRX2
Product: glutaredoxin 2
Exons: 4
Coding region: 210-596 (128 amino acids)
Source: RefSeq, a predicted model, not a curated record